This is a messenger RNA of Fraxinus pennsylvanica, 333 nucleotides long. The record is from the annotation of a GenBank genome assembly. NCBI's taxonomy places the organism in Eukaryota, Viridiplantae, Streptophyta, Magnoliopsida, Lamiales, Oleaceae.
AUGCAGAUUGGCUUUGUUUAUGCUGAUGAGUCUGGCUUUUUUCCUCGUGAUGAUGGAUCUGAUAGCAUGGGUGUGAAAGAGCAACAAGAAGAGGCAAAAGAUGUGCCAAAAUUAGUUCCUGUUAAUGAUUUUGGUUCAACACUAAUGAAUGACAUUCAAAGUGAUUCAUCCUUGGAUAAAGAUCUAGUUGUAACAUAUGAACACAUGGAUUCAGGAGUUCUAUUCUAUGCGCCUCCUCAUUUUCCAAGUUUAGAUAUUCCAUUCUUCAGUUGUGAUCUUAUACAAUCUGGUGCUGAUAUACAGCAAUUGUAUAGUCCACUUGGCAUCCGCUAG